Molecule: messenger RNA, 849 nt
Organism: Pneumocystis jirovecii RU7
Lineage: Eukaryota; Fungi; Ascomycota; Pneumocystomycetes; Pneumocystales; Pneumocystaceae
Exons: 4
Coding region: 1-849 (282 amino acids)
Source: RefSeq, a predicted model, not a curated record
AUGGCAGAAAUGAUUGCACAAUUUCUGCAGCAAAGUACCAAAUCAUCAGUUCAAGAGGACCAAGAAGAAGCAGGAAGCCUCAUUACAUUAGAUCUACGCGGAGAAAAAAUUGUAUUAGAACGAGAAGAACUGAUCAGUCUUCCAGAAAGUAUUUUACUGUGUUUAUUUCCAAAUGGAUGGAUGAUUAAUGAAGGAAUGAACGGUGAACCAGUUUUUGUAGAUUAUGACUCGUCAAUUCUAUCCUAUGUGAUUCAAUUCUUUUGUGAGUCGGUUUCAACAUCACGUAUAGAACAAGAAGCAUUGAAUGAACAGAGAGCACCGUUUCCAGGAAAAGUGGCUAUUAUUGUUUUAAAAGAAGAUCUUGAUUUCUAUGUGAUUGCACCGUCACCGGAUGAUACAAAGGAAGAAACACAGGGAGAAAGGAUAUGCAACAGACACAUGCUGAAACGUGAAGUUGGGAAGCGGCUUGUUGAUAUUGAUGGGGUAUUUGAUGGGCUUUGGAGGACAAAGAAUGUUGAAUCAAAUGGAGGUAUUGGUACAUCGGAGCAGUACUUAAUUGAUAUGUUAUGUUCAAGCGGAUUUAAGAAGGAAGAUAAAUGGCCACGGCGGGUACUGGAGCCAUCACGUGCAUGCAUUUCUAGUUUAGCCUUAACAGAAGUAAAAAAUAACGAUAAACCGUCAACGUCUAUUAAUACCAGUCAAAAACUUCUUUUAUUCUGGAGAAAACCUGCUAGAAAAUGUUGGUGGGACUGUAUGGAGUUUACGAAUAUCGAAGGGAGCAUGGGAAAGGUAAAGGUAUGGGCACGAAGGGUUUGGACAUUGGAAUUAAGCAUUCUUUCUGUGAAGUAA